GAAGGUCUGAAAGGGAAAGACGGAUGCCACAUUUUUUGGGUGUGAACCUGCUUUUCUGGCCUGAUCGCCAGACCAUGUAAACUAGAUUCUGCCUACUGACCCCCAAACUCAUCGAGCCCCACUUGAUUCUUUCCCCGGACAGCGCGCAGACGCAUGGAAUGAUUCUUAGGUACUAGCAUCGGCGCACUCUCGAUUUGCCGCUAUUUCUUGAAGACCUGUCCAAGCGACUAUCGGGUUUAAACUCAUCCCCACGGUCCCCACUGCUUCUCGGUACCAUACACCCACAAUCUCCAUCAUGGCUUCUGCACCGUCCUCAAGUCGUUCUAUCGACGGCUUUACAGCCUCGUCUGCCUCUUUGCCUCGCACAGAUCUCACAAGAUGGCGCCUCCGCACCUCUGCCGGUAGCCACGGUCGCCAUACUUGGCAUUACCUUCCGGACGACCCAAAUGUCCUCAAGGAAUGGCCGCAGACAGACGAGGACAAAUACUGGCUUGGCCUAGAAAUGAACGCUCCAACACUAAAGCCUGCCGAAACACCGUUCGAUGCUGCUCAAAACGGCUUCAAGUUCUACAAGAGAAUCCAGGCUAGUGACGGCCAUUGGAGCGGCGAAUAUGGCGGGCCCAUGUUCUUGCUCCCUGGAUUAAUCAUUGGCAUGUACGCCACGCAGACGCCCAUCCCGCAGGAAUGGCGCAUCGAGAUUGUCCGCUACCUCUCCAACAAGGCCAACAAAGACGGGGGCUGGGGAAUCCACAUUGAGGGUCCGUCCACCGUCUUUGGCACGGCGCUCAACUAUGCUACCUGCCGGCUCCUCGGCUUGGACAAGGAGCAUCCGAUGAUGGUCAAGGCAAGAGGGACAUUGCACAGGCUAGGCGGUGCUUCGGGGAUCCCCAGCUGGGGCAAGCUUUGGCUUGCGGUGCUCAAUGCUUAUGAAUGGGAGGGCAUGAACCCGAUCCCGCCCGAGCUUUGGCUCCUGCCGGACUGGCUACCUAUCCACCCGUGGCGAUGGUGGAUCCAUACGCGCAUGGUGUAUAUUCCGAUGGGCUUCUUGUGGGGCAAGAAGUUCAAGGCGAAGCUCGAUCCGCUCAUCGAGGAGUUGAGGCAAGAGCUGUUCGUUGAGCCAUAUGAUAGCAUCGACUGGCCAGCUCAGCGUAACAACAUCGCCAAAGCGGAUAUCUUCUAUCCUCACACAAAGGUGCUCAAUGGCCUCAUGGCUGUUCUAGGAGUGUAUGACUCUUGCCGAAUCGAAGCUCUGCGCCAAGCAGGUAUCCGCCGCGCUUAUUAUCUGCUCUGCCUCGAAGACGACAACACAUCCUACCAAUGCCUUGGGCCGGUGAACAAGAUGCUGAACUAUGUCGCACGGUGGUCCAUGGAAGGUUCGGAUAGCGAGGCGAUGAAGCAGCACCGCGAGAAGCUCAACGACUUUGUCUGGAUGAGCGGCGAGGGCGCCAUGAUGACUGGGACGAACGGCUCUCAGCUCUGGGAUGCUUCGUUCAUCGGUCAAGCGCUUGUUGACUCGGGCAUCGCUUUACAAAAGGAGCACCAGGACAGCUGCCAGGAGCUGCUCAACUGGCUCGACAAGUGCCAGAUCCGCGAGCAUCCAAAGCACUACAAAGAAGCAUACCGUUUUGGCACAAAGGGCGCCUGGCCUUUCUCGACGCCAGAGCAAGGCUACGUCGUCAGCGACUGCACCGGCGAGGGGCUGAAGGCUGUCAUCGAUCUUCAAAGUCUGGGCACGCUGGAGAACAAGGUAUCUGAAGAGCGCUUGCACGACGCGGUCGAUCUCAUUCUCACCUUGCAGAACCCGAGUGGAGGCUUUGCAUCGUACGAGACUAUCAACGGACCCAAGCUGCUCGAGUGGAUCAAUCCAGCUGAAGUCUUUGGUGAUAUUAUGGUAGAGUACGAAUACGCCGAAUGCACCACGUCUGCUAUCACGGGCCUGCUCAAGUUCCGUCAGAUCUCCGAGUACCGUCGACAAGACAUCGACGGCACCGUGGCUGCUGCCGUCAAGUACAUCCUCUCUAUUCAGCGUGCAGAUGGCAGCUGGCUAGGAUCUUGGGGCAUCGCCUUCACCUACGGUGCUGUCUUUGCGCUCGAGAGUCUGCGUUCGGCUGGUUUGACAUACGACAACACACCGGAAGUCCAAAUGGCGUGCAAAUUCCUCUUGAGCAAACAGAUGGAGGAUGGCGGAUGGGGCGAGACGUAUGAGUCUUGUGUCACUGGCGAAUACGUGCAAGCGCCGACAUCGCAAGUGGUCCAGACCGCGUGGGCCGGUAUCGCGCUCUUGCAUGCCAAUUACCACAAGGCCGAUCCUGAGCCCAUCAAGCGUGCGGUACGGCUAAUCAUGUCUCGCCAGCAGCCAGAUGGUAGAUGGAACCAGGAGCUCAUCGAAGGCGUCUUCAAUCGCAAUUGUAUGAUCAGCUAUCCCUCUUACAAACACGCGUUCCCGAUCUGGUUCUUGGGAAAGGCUGCCCGGGAACUAAACUGGUGAACGGCUCUUCAAUUUUGCAUCCAAAGUACUAUAUUUUGAAAGUGAGACCCUCUCGUCAACCACGCGGCCCGCCUGUGGCUCUGUGCAAUGAAACAAUAAUGAACGCCCAAUGAUUUAUAAUACAAACGUCAUCCCAAAGACGGAGGAAUCGCUGGCGAUUGCCGAAAUAGA
Messenger RNA from Tilletiaria anomala UBC 951, 2659 nucleotides. RefSeq names its product putative lanosterol synthase. Gene Ontology annotation, biological process: ergosterol biosynthetic process; triterpenoid biosynthetic process. The coding region runs from base 296 to 2488 and encodes 730 amino acids. The record is from RefSeq and is a predicted model, not a curated record. Gene Ontology annotation, cellular component: lipid droplet. NCBI's taxonomy places the organism in Eukaryota, Fungi, Basidiomycota, Exobasidiomycetes, Georgefischeriales, Tilletiariaceae. Gene Ontology annotation, molecular function: lanosterol synthase activity. The transcript is spliced from 5 exons.